Messenger RNA from Carassius auratus (goldfish), 1936 nucleotides. RefSeq names its product transmembrane protease serine 9-like. The coding region runs from base 21 to 1829 and encodes 602 amino acids. The record is from RefSeq and is a predicted model, not a curated record. The transcript has 10 exons. Gene Ontology annotation, biological process: proteolysis. NCBI's taxonomy places the organism in Eukaryota, Metazoa, Chordata, Actinopteri, Cypriniformes, Cyprinidae. Gene Ontology annotation, molecular function: serine-type endopeptidase activity.
UCUGAGCUGUGUUGUCUGAGAUGAAGAUGACAAGGAAGAUGAUCCAUAUACUCAGUGUAGCAUUUUCCAUCGCUCUUCUCAUGAGAGGAUGUGACGCACAACUGGAUGUGUGUGGCAGAGCAUCUCUCAACACAAGGAUCGUUGGAGGACAGAAUGCAUCUCCUGGUGCUUGGCCGUGGCAGGUCAGCCUUCACAGAAACAGUCGCCAUUUCUGUGGUGGAUCACUCAUCAACAAAGAAUGGGUUCUCACUGCAGCUCACUGCUUUGACAAUACUUCACCCUCUGGCCUAACUGUGUACCUGGGCCGACAGACACAGGAAGGAACAAAUGCAAACGAGGUGUCCCGCAGUGUCUCUGAAAUCAUAAAACAUCCAGGCUACAGUAGCUCUAAUGACAACGACAUCACUCUUCUGCAUCUGUCUUCACCGGUGACAUUUACUGACUAUAUCAAACCAGUUUGCCUGGCUUCAUCAAGCAGUACAUUCUUCAACCGCACUGUGAGCUGGGUCACUGGAUGGGGAAACAUUAAGACAGGCGUUGCCCUGCCCUCGCCGCAAAAUCUACAGGAAGUGCAAGUGCCUGUUGUUGGAAACAGGCAGUGUAAGUGUCUUUAUGGAGUCUCAACAAUCACUGACAACAUGAUAUGUGCCGGACUAAUAGAAGGAGGGAAAGACUCUUGUCAGGGUGACUCUGGUGGUCCUAUGGUCAGCAAGCAGGGCUCGAUCUGGGUCCAGUCUGGAGUUGUUAGCUUUGGCAGAGAUUGUGCUUUAGCUAACUUUCCUGGUGUGUAUGCCCGAGUGUCUAAGUACCAGAGCUGGAUCAAUGAGAAGAUCACCACCAGCCAGCCGGGCUUUGUUACAUUCACCUCCAAUGGUACCGAUGGUGAUCUGGCAAUUAGCUGUAGUGAUGUGCCUGCCAUUCCCACAACCACUGUCGCCACUACAACAACUACAACCGUUGCACCUGUAGUGUGUGGAAGCGCCACGCUGAACACCCGCGUUGGAGGAAACAGCUCCCUCGCCUCUUCCGGUGUUUGGCCUUGGAUGGCAAGCCUGCAGUUUAACGGCAGUCAUGUUUGUGGAGGAACGCUGAUUGCACAACGCUUUGUCAUGAGCUCUGCCAGCUGCUUUACCAGAUCCACCAAUGCCUCUGACUGGACCGUGAUCCUGGGCCGUCUGAAUCAGAACGGCUCCAACCCCAAUGAGGUCUCCAUAAAAGUGGCCAAUCUCACACUCAGCAAUGGUACAGGUGACAAUGUUGCAGUAUUGCAGCUGGCUGUCGCACCAAACCUCACAAAUUUCAUUCAGCCUAUAUGUGUGGACAUUGGAGGCAAUACCUUCAGCGCUAACACUCAGUGCUGGGUGGCAGGAUGGGGCUCAGGAGCAGGAGGAGUGAUUCAAACUCUUCAGGAGUACCAGACCUCUGUUGUGAGUUGUGGAAACUCAUCCUCAGACAACAGUAUUUGUACAAGUUCCUUAAACUUACAGCAGGGUGAUCAGGGCGGUCCGCUGAUGUGUAAGCUGGGUCAGUCGUGGAUCCAUGCUGCUGUUUUGACCAUACCAACACUGACCAACAGCACUGCAUCCCGCUCUGCUCGCGCUCAAGAUGUCCAGGUCUUCACUAAAACUUCCAGCUUUGCCUCAUUCCUGACAUCUGUUGUGGGUCCCUUCCCUUUAAAAGCCACAAACUCCACAAGUUCGACAACAAGCGCAGCAAACAACUCAACCCUGGGAGCCUCUAGUGGGUCACAAACAUCAUCUCCCUUCUGUUUCACUGUUUCAGUCCUCUUACCUGCACUUACUGCUCUUAAAAUCUUUCAUCAAGGCUGAGUCCUUGAGUAGAUUUAUUAAUUUUGAAUGUGUAUAUAACUACUUAUACACAUAAAUGUCUUCAAUGUGCUUCCUAUGACCGACUACAUAAUCAUACAACAUAAAAA